Molecule: messenger RNA, 420 nt
Organism: Theileria orientalis strain Shintoku
Lineage: Eukaryota; Apicomplexa; Aconoidasida; Piroplasmida; Theileriidae
Product: ribosomal protein L23
Exons: 3
Coding region: 1-420 (139 amino acids)
Biological process (GO): translation
Cellular component (GO): cytosolic large ribosomal subunit; ribosome
Molecular function (GO): structural constituent of ribosome; large ribosomal subunit rRNA binding
Source: RefSeq, a predicted model, not a curated record
AUGAAGAGAGGCCGUGGAGGUUCCGGAGGCAACAAGCUUCGCGUCACUCUCGGUUUGCCCGUAGGGGCCCUUAUUAACUGCUGCGAUAACAGCGGCGGUAAAAAUUUGUAUCUUAUUGCCGUAAAGGGAUUCGGAGCCUGUUUGAAUAGACUUCCUUCCGCCUCUGUGGGCGACAUGGUUUUGGCUACCGUCAAGAAGGGUAAACCCGACCUGAGGAAGAAGGUUCUCCCUGCUGUCAUUGUUCGUCAGAGAAAGGCCUGGAGGCGCAGGGAGGGCUACUUCAUAUACUUCGAGGACAACGCAGGCGUUAUAGUUAACCCUAAGGGGGAGAUGAAGGGAUCCGCAAUCACUGGUCCCGUCGCUAAGGAGUGCGCCGAAUUGUGGCCAAAAAUAUCCGCAUCUGCUCCCUCCAUAGUCUAA